Messenger RNA from Tetrahymena thermophila SB210, 1632 nucleotides. RefSeq lists its product as hypothetical. The transcript is spliced from 2 exons. Lineage: Eukaryota; Ciliophora; Oligohymenophorea; Hymenostomatida; Tetrahymenidae. The record is from RefSeq and is a predicted model, not a curated record.
AUGAAGAUGUCUCAAGGAAAAGAAAGGAAAAACUUAAACUUCUCCUCUCAAUAAUGCAAUAACAAUUUAAAUUAUAUUCCUGCAUCAUACUCUUCUCGUUAUCCAUAGCCCUAAAGAAAACUAAAUGGCAAAGAUAUAUGCUUCGACAAUGAUUCAAUGCUCAGUUCAAAUAUGAUAGCCUAAACUCCCUAGUUUUCUGAAUCUCAAGAAGAGAUCUGUGAUAUGUUUUUUAACUAAAAGGCCUAUCUAUAAAAUUAAGACAAGAAUAAUUCGAAUGAGGAGCAGAGCUCAAAUAUGAUUCCAUGCAAUAAUUAGGAUGUAUAUUAUGAUAUUGACGAAGCCAAUCAAAAUUACGAAGAAGAAUAUCCUAACUAGCAAGAAAUUUAUGAAAAUGAUCCAUAUUAAAUUUAAAUUUAAGGGUCUAACUAAAGCUACGAGAAUAAGAAAAUUGGCAAAUCUUACCAAAAUUAUAAUUUCUCUAAUUGUGUUUAAAUACCAAGCUCUAUAAAUAGUCAGAAUCAAAGCAAUUCUUAGAAUGGAUUAUAGUAAUAGCAAAUCAAUUAAUCUCCCUGCUUAAGCUGUUCAGCUUCUCAGUAAAACAAUUAAAAAAUGUGCUAAUAAUGCAUUAAUGUACUUCCAUAACAAAGUUCCUCUAUCCCUAAAAAGUCUGAAAUCUAGAACAAGUACAUUUCGUCACCUGUAAUCAGGGUUGAAUAAUAAAAUAUAUAGCCAGCUUAAUAAAACUAGAUGCAGAAUUCACCUAGCAACUCUUAAAAUCCUAUCAUGUAAAAAGAAUUAAAAAAUGAAGUCUAGAAAAUGUUGAAUGCUCCUCAGCUGUAAGAUCAAAGUAGCAUUAACAGACAAAAGAGUCAAAAGAAACAACCCAUCGAUAAUGGAAUCAUUGAUGACUAUGAAAGCAUUGCUGAAGAAUAUGAACAAAAUUCUUAAAAUAGAGGACAAUAUUCUUUAGAAAAUAGCAACUACUAUUCUUCAGACUAAUCUGACAGCAAUAUGAAUAAUUCAAGCAAGCAUGCUAGUUGCAGCUAUUAUAACUCUGAGGAACAAUACUUCUCUGGUAGUUAGUAUAACCAUGCUAACAACGACGAAGUAGUUGCUGAUAAAAAGCCGAGAUCUAGGAGAAGUCAAAAUGAAUCCUUAAAAGACGCUAGCAGCGCCUUAAACUCCAAGAAGGCUAUUAAGAAAUACAAACCUAAGAAGAAAUACAAAUAAUCUCGUCAAAAAAAUGUAUUCAAAAAUUUUGGAAAUGCUCUCAUGAACUGCAUUUAGAAUAACUUUGUCAUCCGUGACUUUAUAGAAAAGCGUCUUGGUAAUGAUUCCAACUCUAUAGAGGCUUUCCACAACUCCUUUUUAAAGGACUAGCUAAAUCAUUUAAAGAACAAAGAAGAUUUCCUAUAAGGUUGGAGAGUCCAAGAAUCACAAGAUGACUAACAAAUGAUAUUAUUUAAAUAAGUUUUCAAAGAGGUCUCCCUCAAAUUCUUUAAUGAAUAUGCAGCUAAAUAUGUAAAUGAAAGUGACAAACUCAAAAAUAAAGAUAUCCAUAUAAAGGCCAUUCCAAUAUUCAUAAAAGGAUUAUAAAAUGUUAAUGAGCUCUACAAAUUUAAACUUUCUUGA